Aureobasidium namibiae CBS 147.97 is the source of this 1254-nucleotide messenger RNA. Its product is annotated as ISP domain-containing protein. NCBI's taxonomy places the organism in Eukaryota, Fungi, Ascomycota, Dothideomycetes, Dothideales, Saccotheciaceae. The record is from RefSeq and is a predicted model, not a curated record. Gene Ontology annotation, molecular function: 2 iron, 2 sulfur cluster binding; iron ion binding. The transcript is spliced from 2 exons. Bases 1 to 1254 code for a protein of 417 amino acids.
AUGGCAUCCUUUCUCAGUUACUUCAACCGCAGAGAUAGCGGAAAUGCAUCAACGAAACCUGCAAUGGACAAGCCGGCACCCGUGAGAGCACUCCCUGCAUCAUGGUACACUUCUGCCGACAUGUAUGAACUUGAGCGUCGUGCCAUCUUCUCCAGACGCUGGCUCCUCAUCACACACAAGCUACGCCUCACUAAGCCUGGUGACUUCCUCCGCUACGAUGUAGCUGGCUUCCAAUUCGUCCUUGCCAAGGACCGUCAGGGCAACAUCAACGGCUUCCACAACAUUUGCCGUCACAGAGCGUACCCCGUUGUCGAGAAGACAGAAGGCACAGCACGCAUCUUCGCUUGCAGAUACCACGGUUGGUCGUACGGCUUGAACGGAAAGCUCGCAAAGGCACCAGACUACCAGGAACUCGAAGGGUUCGACAAGGAAGCCAACGGACUUUUGCCCAUUCACGUCCACGUCGACAAGAACGGUUUCGUUUGGGUCAACAUGGACGCGAAAGCAGAACCCGAGAUUGCCUGGGAAGACAACUUUGAUGGCGUCGACGUGCAAACACGUUACCAGCAAUUCGACUUUGAGAACUACGAGUUUGACCACAAGUGGGAGAUGGAUGGUCCCUACAACUGGAAGAUCCUGGCAGAUAACUACAACGAGUGUUAUCACUGCCCGACAACACACCCCGACAUCCCAGCUCUGGCCGAUCUAGAAGCAUAUUAUGUCAACACAACCGCAAACCACAUUCAGCACGAGGUCGCAAGCAAACCUGAGCAGGUUGCUUCUGGCAUGACCGUGGUCCCAACCUACUACUUCCCCAACGCCUCCGUCAACGCAACACCAAACUUCUUCUUCAUGCAGCGAUUCGUUCCUCACGCAGCCGGCAAGGCAACCAUGAGCUACGAAGUCUACCGCAACAAGAACGCCACAGACGAGGACUUUGAAAAGAUCAACCAGAUGUACAAGCGCAUCAUGUCGGAAGACAAGGUCUUGUGCGAUGCCGCGCAAAAGAACGUCAACGCUGGCGUCUUCGUCAGCGGCCUCAUGCACCCCAGAAUGGAGAAGGGGCCACUUUACUUCCAGAAGUUGUGCAGAGAGGCAGUAACAGAACAUCACGACAAGGAAAAGGCUGCUGGCGGCAAGAUCCACCCGGCCAGACAGCAGAUGUCACAGGCUGAGAUUCAGAGCGAGAAAGAUAUUGACUUCUGCUCUGGACUGGCGUGUGGUGAGGAGCAGCAGGAGGCAUUGGCCUGGUGA